GUUAGUGUUUUAGUUUUAAUCUUUGAUGAAAGAAAAAUAAUGAAAAAACAUGGCAGAAAACAUUCUAAACGUAAUGGAGUAAUUGAGAAACAUCACAGAAAUCCAAAUAACUUAGCACAAAAAUACUUAUCUGAAAAAGAGGACACUAAGAAGACAAACAUCAAAAGCACAGUGGAUACAACUUUACCAACAAAAAACGAUAUACUACUUGAUUCAGAUGAUGAAGGUUUUGGUGGUUGGUUAAGAUCAUCACAAGGCCAUGCAUUAUUACGUCUGUUUAUAAUCGGAAAUUCUAUUGUUAUAUUCUUAUCAGUUGCAUGGCCACAGAUGCAACAAGCAUUUGAAAUUAUAGAAUCUUUUAUAAAAGGAGGUGACGUCAUAUAAGAGACUUAAUAAGUAGAUUUACAUCGAGUGGUUAGAUUCUCAUCAGAGGGUAUAACUUCGAAAUUUAAUUUGUCUCCAAAAAUUAAACAUGCUGCAAUUCUUAUUCCGUGGAAUAGUCCUUGUUUCUGUAUUAUUUUGGUAUACAAUUUAUA
This is a messenger RNA of Chrysoperla carnea, 536 nucleotides long. RefSeq lists its product as uncharacterized. The transcript is spliced from 3 exons. The coding region runs from base 40 to 384 and encodes 114 amino acids. The record is from RefSeq and is a predicted model, not a curated record. NCBI's taxonomy places the organism in Eukaryota, Metazoa, Arthropoda, Insecta, Neuroptera, Chrysopidae.